Oxyura jamaicensis (ruddy duck) is the source of this 1273-nucleotide messenger RNA. Its product is annotated as sodium/potassium-transporting ATPase subunit alpha-2-like. Lineage: Eukaryota; Metazoa; Chordata; Aves; Anseriformes; Anatidae. The transcript has 6 exons. Gene Ontology annotation, cellular component: membrane. The annotation marks the transcript as partial. Gene Ontology annotation, biological process: sodium ion export across plasma membrane; intracellular potassium ion homeostasis; intracellular sodium ion homeostasis. The record is from RefSeq and is a predicted model, not a curated record. Gene Ontology annotation, molecular function: ATP binding; P-type sodium:potassium-exchanging transporter activity; ATP hydrolysis activity.
CUCUCCACGCGCCAGCGGGACACGGCGGGCGACGCGUCUGAGUCGGCGCUGCUCAAGUGCAUCCAGCUGUCCUGCGGCUCCGUCAAGAAGAUGCGGGACAAGAACCCCAAAGUCACUGAGAUCCCCUUCAACUCCACCAACAAGUACCAGCUCUCGAUCCACGAGCGGGAGGAGGACCCCCAGGGGUACCUGCUGGUGAUGAAGGGCGCCCCCGAGCGCAUCCUGGACCGCUGCUCCCGCAUCCUGCUGCAGGGCCAGGAGGUGCCGCUGGACGAGGAGAUGAAGGAGGCCUUCCAGAACGCCUACCUGGAGCUGGGGGGGGGGGGUAUGGGGACACCGGGACGUGGGGACAUGGGGAUAUGGGGGACAGAAGACAUCGGGGACACAGGGACACGGGGACACAGGUACCUGGGACAUGGGGACAUGGAAAGGGGACGUGGCAGGAGAGGAUGCACUGGGGACGUGGAGGGAAGGGCCACGGGGACACAGGGGACAUGGGGGGGACAACGACAGGGGGUGCACAAGGGAGUGGGAGGGGGCCACCCUGUCACCCCCUGCCACCCGCCAGGUUUCUGCCACCUCUACCUGCCCCCGGAGAAGUUCCCCCGCGGCUUCCGCUUCGACGCCGAUGAGAUCAAUUUCCCCACCACCAACCUCUGCUUCGUGGGGCUCAUGUCCAUGAUCGACCCCCCCCGCGCCGCCGUCCCCGACGCCGUCGGCAAGUGCCGCAGCGCUGGCAUCAAGGUGAUCAUGGUGACCGGCGACCACCCCAUCACGGCCAAGGCCAUUGCUAAGGGGGUCGGGAUCAUCUCGGAGGGCAACGAGACGGUGGAGGACAUCGCCGCGCGCCUCAACAUCCCCGUCAGCCAGGUCAACCCCCGGGAGGCCAAGGCGUGCGUGGUGCACGGCUCCGACCUGAAGGACAUGACGGCCGAGCAGCUCGACGAGAUCCUCAAGAACCACACCGAGAUCGUCUUCGCCCGCACGUCGCCCCAGCAGAAGCUGAUCAUCGUGGAGGGCUGCCAGCGCCAGGGUGCCAUCGUGGCGGUGACAGGGGACGGUGUGAACGACUCCCCGGCGCUGAAGAAGGCCGACAUCGGCAUCGCCAUGGGCAUCGCCGGCUCCGACGUCUCCAAGCAGGCGGCCGACAUGAUCCUGCUCGAUGACAACUUCGCCUCCAUCGUCACCGGCGUGGAGGAAGGUCGGCGCCACCCCCGGGUGCCACCACCCCCUCCCCGUGUCAGGGGGGACACGGUGGUGACCCUGCCACCCC